Molecule: messenger RNA, 1002 nt
Organism: Tinamus guttatus (white-throated tinamou)
Lineage: Eukaryota; Metazoa; Chordata; Aves; Tinamiformes; Tinamidae
Gene: VSIG1
Product: V-set and immunoglobulin domain containing 1
Biological process (GO): epithelial cell morphogenesis; maintenance of gastrointestinal epithelium
Cellular component (GO): plasma membrane; basolateral plasma membrane
Source: RefSeq, a predicted model, not a curated record
AUGUUUGCAACAAUGCUGAAGGUACUCCUCAUUCUAACAACUCUUGCAGGUCUCGGUGUCAGCAGCAUCGUGGUGACCAUUCCACAGCAGACGGUGAAUGUCACGGCAGGCAGCAACGCAACUCUCCUCUGCACGUUCACGGGCUAUGAGCCGCAGGGAAACGUCUUAAUUCAGUGGAGUUUUUACAGUGCCAAAGAGAGCGAACUGCAUUUAAUUUAUUAUUCUUCAGGAGGACAGGGUCAUUCCUCUUCAGGAUUUCAGAACAGGAUCACAGCCGCAACAAAUCCAGGGAAUGCCUCAAUAACAAUCUCCAACAUGCAGCCCUCAGAAACUGGUUCUUACACCUGUGAAGUUCUCAGUCUACAAGAUGCUGGACAGAGUCAAAAAUCAAUGAUUGUCAAUGUGCUGGUGAAGCCAUCAAAGCCUUUUUGCAAAGUAGAAGGAACCCCUGAGAAGGGCCAUCUUAUCUCUCUUUCGUGCCACAGCGAAGUAGGACUGCCUCGGCCCACUUACCGCUGGUACCGAUUAGAUGAGGACACCCUCAAACCCGUGACUGAGCAAUUUGAUCCAAAAACCGGAGUUCUUUUCAUUGGCAAUCUCACCACCUUUGAAACAGGAUAUUACCACUGCAUAGCGAGCAACACCCUGGGGAACAGUAGCUGUGAGCUUGACCUGACUAUAAAGCAUUCAGAGGGUGGUAUUGUUGCUGGAGCAUUAAUUGGAGCAAUUGUGGCAGGUGUUAUCAUUUGUGUUAUUGUGUGGUUCUUAACCAGGAGGGAAAAGAGAAAGAAAAAGAAGUCAUCAAGUAAUGAAAUGCAAGUAAUGACUCAGAAACAACCCAAUGCAGAGUACGCUCAGGUACCUACUGAAGAAAACAUACCUGCAACCACAGUUCCACCAAGCAAUGCGACAAAUGAGUAUCCUAAUGUUGAGGAAACAGCAGCAUCUGGGGCACCUGAAAACAAUGAGAAGCAAGAAGUGGAAAAAGAGGAACUAGCCUAG